CGGAGAAACGCAUUUCUUUGCUUCGGCUUGCACACGCCAUGGCGGAGCCCGUCCAGCAGCCCCCUCAACCCAGCGGCGGGAAGCGCAAAGGAAAGGCUCAGUACGUGCAGGCCAAGCGGGCUCGGCGCUGUGACGCCGGCGGGCCGCGGCAGCUGGAGCCCGGGCUGCAGGGCAUCCUCAUCACGUGCAACAUGAACGAGCGCAAGUGCGUGGAGGAGGCCUACAGCCUGCUCAACGAAUACGGCGACGACAUGUACGGGCCCGAAAAGUUUACAGACAAGGAUCAGCAGCCCUCUGGAAGUGAGGGAGAGGAUGAUGAUGUGGAAGCUGCCUUGAAGAAAGAAGUUGGUGACAUUAAAGCUUCGACAGAGAUGAGGCUAAGAAGAUUCCAGUCAGUGGAGAGCGGAGCGAAUAAUGUAGUCUUCAUCAGAACACUUGGGAUAGAACCUGAGAAAUUGGUGCAUCAUAUUCUCCAGGAUAUGUAUAAAACCAAGAAAAAGAAGACUCGAGUUAUUCUACGAAUGUUACCCAUCUCAGGCACGUGCAAAGCUUUCUUAGAAGAUAUGAAAAAAUAUGCAGAAACAUUUUUGGAACCCUGGUUUAAAGCUCCAAACAAAGGGACAUUUCAGAUUGUUUACAAAUCUCGAAAUAACAGUCACAUGAAUAGAGAAGAAGUUAUCAAAGAGCUGGCAGGAAUAGUGGGCAGCCUUAAUUCAGAAAAUAAAGUGGAUCUCACCAAUCCCCAGUACACGGUGGUAGUAGAAAUCAUCAAAGCUGUCUGUUGCCUGAGUGUUGUGAAAGAUUACAUGUUGUUCAGAAAGUAUAAUCUCCAGGAGGUGGUGAAGAGUGCUAAAGACCCAUCCCAGCCUCACCCAAAGCUAGGAAAUGGGAAAGAAGUGAAAUUGGAAUCUGAUGUCAAAUUAAAUCAAAAUGACCCCUCAGAAGGGAAAAAUAACCAGCAGGUGGUACCAGAGAAUAAUGAGGAGCCAGGGCAAACAAAACCCAAGCCUGAGUCACAAGUGGUGAAUGAGGAAGGAGCUAAACCUGAACUUGCAGAUCAAGUCAUGGAAGGAUCCAAGUCAAAUGAAAAUGACCACUCGUAGGAGGAGGUGGGUUUCUCAGUGAGGUUCUGUGAGAUGCUACCAGGGUUCCAUGUGAAAUUAUAAUAUUUGAUGUUGUGCUGCAGAGUGCUAAUCUCACAGUAUCAACAGUGACCCCUCAGCCCUGUUAGCAGUUUUGUCAGAGCACUUUCAGCCCCCUUGGUGUGAGUAUGGGCCCACCUGCUGUCACACAGGGAGGGGGUGGGAGAAAGGUGUGGGCUCCUCCCUUCUUCUCUUCCCAGCCUCCCUAUAUGCACUGCCAGUUGUUUUAUGGAGUGAAUAUGCUCUGAGAAACAGAAAUCAGAGGGAAGUUUUCCUUCUAAGCAAGGAAUUUUUUUGUGCCACAACUAAGCUAUCCCCUGCCAUUUUGUUCUAAACAUUGCAAAAAUGUGGAUUUUGUAGAUUGGAAGUGAAUUGUUUUGUGAUUGUUUUAUAGUUUUGUCUUUCUUGUUUAGUUAUUAUGUCAUUUUUAUCUUUGAAUGUUUGCUUGCUGUGAACAAGUAUUAUGGUCAUUGCUGCAGUUUUUGAAGGCAAGGUGGUGAGAUACAAGAGGACCAUUCCAGACCUAUACCCACAGACAUUUCUGAUAAAGUUGGUGAUAAGGAAUCAUCAUCUCCUAAUACAACAGACAAACAAAGAGAUUCUGUCACUCCAGUGAAAGCUCCUCCAGGGUGAUAUGGAUCUGUGAGCCAAGCUGUCCUCCCAGUGGGCAUUGUCUGUGGCAUGCAUCUUACUAGCAGUUAACUCCAGCAGUUGUAACUAAAUCAUUUGCAAGGAUAUUGGUUAGUUUAACGGCUUUUGGAAUAUCAAAAACAGUAAAACUUUUGUUUUAAAAAAAAUCACACUCAGUGAAAAGGUUUAGGAAGCAAAUUAUUUAGUAGCAGACUGUAUCCCAGAAAAGAAAAAAUUAUGUAGUUGGUGAAAAUGUAACAAUAUCAACAUUACAGUGCUGGGGCAAGUAUAAGAAAUAGAAAUGACUUUUCUCUUAGUUUUUAGUGAUAUGUCACAUGAGGUAAAGAGGUUUUGUGUAGUUAACUGAGAAACAGCAACCUCUACCUGGGUUGAGUCAACAGAUUUCACAAAUAUUUGUUUUGCUGUAGCAUUUAUAAGGUUUCUAAAUAUUGAUGAAAAUAAAUGAACUUUUUUUUUUCCCCUGCUACUAGAAGUCUCUUAAAACAAAGGCCAAUAUAUCUUUAAGUUAUAUCAUUAUACCUAAAAAAACGAAGGUCUGUCAUCUGUACUAGUGCCCCAUGUUUGGUGCUUGGCUCCGUGAGAGUUAUGCCUCAUUUCAAAAAAGAAAUCCUGAUGUUGGCAAUACAGUACAGUGCUUUCUUCACAGAGGUGCUGAUAUCAACAACGUGGAGAUGAAGAAAAUUCUCAAUAAUGCUACAAAAAUGGUUAAUUUAUUAUUAAAGAUCCAUUUAUGCCAAGAAUGUUAAGCAAAUCCCCAACUAAAACUUGGGACAAAGAGCACAUGUAUCUUAUACAACCUACAGAAACCUGGUGGCUUAUCAGAAGAAGAGUUUAUAAAGAAUGUUUGAGUGGAAAAGUGAAUUACUAGGGCACUUACAAGAAAAUAGGGCAGGUCUUGCUGAGUGCUUUCAAAAUGAAGAAUGGCAGUAGAAAGCCUAUUUAGCAGAAAUUGCUAUUGCAUAUGUAAUGAAAAAGUUUCUGCAAGAUCCUAGAGAAAAAGUUUUUUCUUAAAGUGAUAAGAAUCCAAGAUUUAGAAGGAAACUUAACUCUGGAAAAGUAAUUUUAAAGAGUUGCCAAAGGAACUCUUGAAAUGUCUCUCAGCAACUUGUACUUUAUAAUGAAGAAUGCAAACAUUACAAGUCUUCUGCCUAGAAGGAAUGCAAAACCAAAGUAAGUAGUGUCUCUUCUCCUGUUUCCACUCUGAAGGAAGAGAAAGAACUCCACUCUGGUCUUUCAGCUCAAGACUUGUUUGAAAUAAGAGCAUCCUUCAACUUAGUGCUCACACUCAUGCCAUGAGGUAUUUCCGCAGGGGUUACCUGAAUUUGAAAAUGUCUUCAAGGGUCCCUCCCAGGUAAAGUGAUUGAAAAAGGGUGGAAGACACUUAGGAGCAGUAUAAAAUAAAUUGUGUAGAUUGAGAACA
This is a messenger RNA of Marmota flaviventris (yellow-bellied marmot), 3213 nucleotides long. It is a transcript of the gene Thumpd1, whose product is annotated as THUMP domain 1 NAT10 acetyltransferase adaptor. Gene Ontology annotation, biological process: tRNA modification. NCBI's taxonomy places the organism in Eukaryota, Metazoa, Chordata, Mammalia, Rodentia, Sciuridae. The record is from RefSeq and is a predicted model, not a curated record. Gene Ontology annotation, molecular function: RNA binding.